This is a messenger RNA of Sinocyclocheilus anshuiensis, 1309 nucleotides long. RefSeq names its product E3 ubiquitin-protein ligase RNF181-like. The record is from RefSeq and is a predicted model, not a curated record. Gene Ontology annotation, cellular component: cytoplasm. Bases 141 to 611 code for a protein of 156 amino acids. Lineage: Eukaryota; Metazoa; Chordata; Actinopteri; Cypriniformes; Cyprinidae. Gene Ontology annotation, biological process: protein ubiquitination. The transcript is spliced from 6 exons. Gene Ontology annotation, molecular function: ubiquitin protein ligase activity.
UCACACUCUGGCAACUCCGGUCCUCUCGGAAAUAUCGCGAUAGAGUUGAUAUGUUCGCGCUGACAGUGCAGUGAAACAAGUUUCCAUCCCUGAUGACAAGCAAUUUCAUAACAGUGGGUGAAUUUGCAGUGAAGUAGAAAAUGGCCUCAUAUUUUGAUGAGCAUAACUGUGAGCCCACGAAUCCAGAAGAACAGUACCGACAGAACGCCCUGCUGGAGCUUGCGAGGUCUUUGAUGCAGGGUCUUGACAUAGACUCGGGUUCAUUUGAUUUGUCGGAUUGGAACCAGCGUCUCCCCCCUCCUGCAGCCAAAGCUGUGGUUCAGAGUCUUCCCAUGGUCAUCAUCUCCCCUGAACAAGCAGAUAAAGCACUGAAGUGUCCGGUGUGUUUGUUGGAGUUCGAGGAGCAAGAGACUGUGAGAGAGAUGCCUUGCAAACAUCUGUUCCACACAGGAUGCAUCCUGCCAUGGCUCAGUAAAACCAAUUCGUGUCCCUUGUGCCGACUUGAACUACCCACUGACAAUCCAGACUAUGAGGAGUUCAAAAAAGACAAGGAACGGAGAAGACAAAGAGAACACAGACUAGAAGAUCUACAUGGAGCCAUGUACACAUGACCUUGAAGACUUGAAUAUGAAUUAAACUUUCAGUUUGUUGGAAGUGAGAGUUUACUGUGCAGGGACCAGGCUUUGGGUGGGGGGUGAAGAAAAAAGAAAAACAUAACAAAACAGCAAAAGUUUCACUUUUCACAGUAUCACUUUUAAGACUGCUUUGUAUGGCUAUGCACUGAGAACUGUUUGUAUGGAACUGUAAUGUAGCCUUAUAGACACGUUUCUGAUUUUAUUAAAUGUUUUAAUUAAAGCAGUUGCUUUUGUGUGUUUUAGUGUGAAAUUUAAUUUGUUCACGCCACGAGUUCAUAUUCAUUCGUUUUGUUCCCUUACGAGAUUUCUUACCUAUAAGUGCUGAAAAAACUUUAUUGUGCUGUGAAUGAAUGCCAUAGUUACAAUAAUUCAACUAUGGCAUUCAACGAUACAAUAAUUCAUAGUGAGUGCAGUGGUACACUGUAGGCAUGACUUUAUCAGUGGACUCUACAUUGUCCACUUUCCCAGUUAGUAAACAAAACCCUGCUUAUAUAAUACGGUAGAACUCUACCUUGUGAAAAAUGUGUCUGAUUUUUAGGUGUGUAAUUUAUUGUAAUGAUUCAACAGGCUGAGACAGUCUUGUUGUAAUGACUAUUAUUUACUAACGUUGGAGCAAAAAAAACUGUCUGAAUAUAUAAAAUGUUAAAUAGUCUUUUCCAAAUUUUUAAAUAAAA